AUGAAGGUUUCCGGCAGCAUGGAACCUACACUCCGGAGACGCCAUGGAAGGGACAACGUCCGGGUAUUCAAGCCCCUCCUUCGCGCAUAUGCACUCGGGUACUUAUCUUCUGUCACCCCGAAAUUGUUGUCUUAUGUCCGCCGACUGCGCAAUAACGAUUGGACUGCGCAACAGAAACUUCAAGAGUUAGCUAAAGUCUUGGCUGGUCCUUUACGUCUGAACAGUUUCCCAACAGCUUGUGCUUCCCUGGUCGGUGGCUCAACCCUACUACCAAUAGGAUUGUAUCGUCUGUGUGCAUUGAUCACGGCAGGUCUCUCCAAACGUGACGUUCAGAUCUCACAAAGGCUGGACCGCUUAAUUAGAUUCAUCAUCUCUCUUCUAUCUGGAUGGUUCAGUUUUCAACUGCUCAACAAGAACCGCAUCUGUCUGCCAAUAGAAGAUGUUAGAACUAUCCGGAACUCCACAGAUCAGGGGAAAGACUCCAGUCAGCUUAUGGCCAAUUCGCUGGAACAUCACCGCCCAGAGUUAGCAGGGAGGACAAUGGACCUCACCAUCUACAUGGUCACAAGAGCCGUAGAUGCGCUCGCAUGUGUUGCAUGGGGUCGCUGGUCCCGUCGCCGCCGGGCCCAGAAUCGCUGGACGACUGUCGAAUCCCUUGUCCCUGACUUCGCCGACGCAACUGUCUUUGCCAUGAGUGCGGCUGUGGUCAUGUGGGCGUGGUUUUAUCUCCCCGAAAGACUGCCCAGAGCCUAUGAGAAGUGGAUCGGGGAAGCUGCUCAGGUCGACUCACGUUUAAUUGAAGCCCUGCGCCGUGCUCGACGGGGAGUUUUCGUCUAUGGAAAGGAUACAGGCCAGGCACCUCUUCUCCAGUCGAUGUGCAAUGACUACAACUGGCCAGAGGUAUGGGGUGACCCAUCAAAAUUUGUCCCGAUUCCUUGCGAAAUGGUUCACAUGGGCUGUGGCCCCAGCUGUGAAAAACACGCAUUGUAUCGAUUUGCCAGAACCUUCAAAUAUGCCUGUGCAACCUAUAUACCCCUACAGAUUAUUUUCCGUCUGCGCAGGAUGAAAUCUGCAACUGCCCUUCGUCGGGCCCUUUCUGAUGCAGCACGAUCAUCUGCCUUCCUCGCAUCUUUUGUGAGCUUAUUUUACUACGGUGUCUGUCUCGCUCGGACACGACUCGGCCCCAAGGUCUUUGACGCGAAGACGGUCACUCCGAUGAUGUGGGACUCUGGGCUAUGUGUCGGUGCGGGAUGUCUCAUGUGCGGCUGGAGUAUAUUGGUUGAAAAGACGCGGAAGAGGCAGGAGUUGGCGCUAUUUGUGGCACCCCGGGCUGCCGCCACGGUUUUGCCACGGUUGUAUGAGAAAAAGUAUCAAUACCGAGAGCGCAUCGCAUUUGCUGUUAGCGCUGCUGUUCUUAUCACUUGCCUCCGUGAGCGACCUAGCAUGGUACGAGGAGUGUUUGGUCGCAUCACAUCGAGGCGCUCUGCGCUGACGGGAACGAUCCCGCAGCGAUCAAUCUAUCUCCGAAAGAGCGUCUUCGAGGUGGAGCGAAGGUAUUUCUCGAAGAAUAUCCUGCUUCAUGAACAACGCAAUUCAUCUACAGCGCCUUUCAAUACCCCGGAAUCACAAAAACGCAAUAACUCUACAUUGUACUAUACCAUCAGUAUGAUCCUUGGAACGGUUGCCCUAGCAUAUGGAUCUGUCCCUCUCUACAAAAUGAUUUGCCAGCAGACCGGUUGGGGCGGUCAGCCCAUUCUCACCCACCGAAUCGGCGACGGUGAUACCUCUGCACGUGUGACGCCUGUGACAGAUUCUCGUCGCCUGCGCAUUACAUUCAACGGCUCGGUAUCGGAUGUCCUCCCUUGGAAGUUCACUCCCCAGCAGCGUGAAGUCCGAGUGCUGCCCGGCGAGACGGCGCUGGCAUUCUAUACCGCAACGAAUAAGGGUCCGCAGGAUAUUAUUGGAGUUGCAACAUACAGUGUCACGCCAGGUCAGGUUGCGCCGUACUUUAGCAAGAUCCAAUGCUUCUGCUUUGAGGAGCAGAAGCUCAAUGCGGGAGAGUCGGUUGAUAUGCCUGUCUUCUUCUUCAUCGAUCCUGACUUUGCUACCGAUCCUAAUAUGAAGGGCAUUGAUACUAUUACCCUGUCAUACACCUUCUUUAAAGCUAAAUAUGAUGACAAUGGUGUUCUGACGCCAAUCGCAUCAUAA
Penicillium psychrosexuale is the source of this 2208-nucleotide messenger RNA. Its product is annotated as cytochrome c oxidase assembly protein. The record is from RefSeq and is a predicted model, not a curated record. NCBI's taxonomy places the organism in Eukaryota, Fungi, Ascomycota, Eurotiomycetes, Eurotiales, Aspergillaceae. Gene Ontology annotation, molecular function: copper ion binding. The coding region runs from base 1 to 2208 and encodes 735 amino acids. Gene Ontology annotation, cellular component: mitochondrial inner membrane. The transcript is spliced from 8 exons.